Metopolophium dirhodum (rose-grain aphid) is the source of this 6401-nucleotide messenger RNA. It is a transcript of the gene Utx, whose product is annotated as lysine-specific demethylase 6A. Gene Ontology annotation, cellular component: MLL3/4 complex. NCBI's taxonomy places the organism in Eukaryota, Metazoa, Arthropoda, Insecta, Hemiptera, Aphididae. Gene Ontology annotation, biological process: regulation of gene expression. The coding region runs from base 970 to 4152 and encodes 1060 amino acids. The transcript has 19 exons. The record is from RefSeq and is a predicted model, not a curated record. Gene Ontology annotation, molecular function: chromatin DNA binding; protein binding; histone H3K27me2/H3K27me3 demethylase activity.
CCACUGAAGUGUCUCAUGCGCCGAGGUUAGCGUCCCACAGGUCAACGUUUAGAGCGUUUGUGUGUACGCCAUACGCGCAGCGCCGCAGCGGUGUGUACCGUGUACGCGUUCAUAGUUUAGUUGCCACUCGCCGCGUAGUACGUACACCCGUAGUAGGGAUGCGCCGCCGCCUCUUCGGCAUCCUUCUUCUCCUAUAACCUCUUCGGCAUUAUAGUUUCCGCCCCACCCUCCGACCCGCCACCGCCGUUCCCUCCGACCGCGGCCGCCCGAAAUUCGCCUCGGCGGGGCAGCCCUUCUCCCACUCAUCGUAUUUUUUUUCAUUCCGUCUCUCUCGCGCGCCCGUCUUCUCCCGCCGCGCAUCCCUUCUCGCUCGCGCCGCGUUCCCUCCCACCACCACCGCCGCAUCCACUGCUAUUCGGGGGGGAGACGCCCGACGCACGAACAUCCAUCCGAAAGACCCUCUUUUUUUUUCACGGCGACCGUCGACGACAAUGUCCUCUACACCGCACGACCUGCAACUGUACAUUUUACAAUAAUAUAUAUAAGUAUAUUAUAUAUUAUUAUUCUUCUUUCCUUUUUUUUAAAAAUCUCAUCCUUCUCCAGGUUUUCCUUCUGACGUGCGGCCGUGCGGGUCGACUAUAGUUUUAUUUAUUUCCUCCUAGUUAGUUUUAGUCAUCGCCGUUUGUCCGUCUCAAAUGCCUCCGGUCGUCGUUUACUUAUACCGAUUGUUAAUUUCGCACGUAGCGUUCAGUGUUCAUUAGUUCGUAAUCCGCGCCGCCGCUGUUCCAGUGUUCGUACGCGCUGUAACUCGUCCACACACGCGUGCACUCAAACACACUCACGCGCGCUCAUCGCGCACACGCACGCACCGUCUCCUGUUAUCUCAGGUCUAUUCAGUUUUUUCAAAAAUUACUUUAUAUUGACCCAAAUUACCAACGGGCCAAUGAAGUACAUCUUAGAUUGGGUUUGAUGUACAAAGUGUUUAAUGAGUGGGAAACAGCAUUAAAACAUUUAAAACACGCAUAUUCAGAUGUUAGUUUAAGCACAUUUUCCAAACUUGAAAUAAGCUUCCAUAUAGCUCAUUUAUAUGAAGUACAAGGAAAGUACAAGUUAGCUAAAGAUCAUUAUGAACAACUCUUAAACGAUUCAAAAAUUACUGUUCAUCUACGUGCCGACAUUUGUAGACAGUUAGGAUGGAUGUACCACAGUUGUGAAUGUCUAGGAGAUAAAAAUCAUCGUGAAACCGUUGCUAUUCAAUAUUUACAGAAAUCUAUUGAAGCUGAUAACAAAUCAGGACAGUCACUUUAUUUAUUAGGGCGUUGUUAUGCAAGUGUGGGAAAAGUUCAUGAUGCAUUUAUAGCAUAUCGUAAUUCUGUUGAAAAAUCUGAAGGAAAUGCUGACACAUGGUGUUCCAUUGGAGUACUCUAUCAACAACAGAACCAGCCUAUGGAUGCAUUGCAAGCAUAUAUAUGUGCAGUGCAAUUAGAUAAAGGCCAUAGUGCAGCUUGGACUAAUCUUGGUAUAUUGUAUGAAAGUUGUAACCAACCAAAAGACGCUCUUGCUUGUUACGUUAAUGCAACAAAAGGUAAUGCUGUAGUUAGUGAAACGUUGAUUAAAACGACCUUAAAUGUUCCAGCAUCUGCAAUAUCGAACAUGAAUCCUAACCUUGGUCAACGUAUUAAGUUUUUACAAACUCAUUUAUGCAAUGCACCAAUGCCUAGUAUUACUAGCAAGCGACGACAAUUACCUUCAAUUGAAGAGGCUUGGAAUUUACCAAUUUCAGCAGAAAUGUCUUCAAGACAACAACAACAACAACAACAACAACAACAACAACAACAACAGCAACAGCAACAGCAACAGCAACAGCAACAACAAAAGACUGUACAAACACCAUAUCAAAAAUCUCAGGAUAUGAUUGCUACACCCCAUGGGCAACCUCCUCCUCCUCCUCCUUAUAAUUCAUCUAAAUCAGAUAACCCAUUAGAAAAUAAUACUAAAAGAAUCAAAGUUGAACCUCAAACUGGCAGUAAUAGUAAUCCUCCUCAACCUGCAUUUUAUUUAAAUAGUAUGCAACUUCAAACAAUGAAUGUUCUUCAAGAAAAUUCUAAUAAUUUAUCACAUAAGCAACAAGCAUUGCUACAACAGUUGCAAAAUAACUAUCGUAUGAUGCAACAACAUCAACAGCAAUUGCGGUUGAAACAACAACAACAAAAUGGCACUAGUCAACAAGAACAAUAUCAAAAUCCUACUGUGAUAAAACAGUUCUCUGACCAAAGCCGAGGAGACUCAAAAUCCAAUGAUUUAAUUGAUGGUUCAAGUGAAAAUCAAGAGUUGGAUAGAGAAUUGCAAGCUCUCCUAUCCCACAAAGAAUUAACUACUUCAUUAGCUGAAGAUUUGCUCAAACAGUUUGGUUCAUCAGAUGAAUUGGAUAUUAAAAAUAAACCUAAUACUUCUACAUCACCUCAAGAAGUCAAAACUAUACAACAGCCUACAACUGAAAAGGUAGUUAGAUAUCAAGAUUCAAGUUCAUCGGAUACCGAUUAUUCUUUGGACUUAACUGCUGAGGAGGUUUUGGAAACUGCCGAGAAAGAAACAGGACCUGGUAUGUGGAACAGAAAUGUAUUGAGUCCAAAUGGGCCACCACCCACACCUCCAGAACCUCCUCCUCAACAAUUGACUCGUGAACAAUUACUGCCAUCUACUCCAUCAGUUAUGCUUGAAAAUAAAAAAGACGCAUUUAGUCCAAGAUUACAAGAAUUUUGUUUAAAAAAUCCUAUUGCUGUUGUUCGAUGCUUAGCUGGUGCCCUAAAAUUAGAUUUGGGAUUGUUUUCAACUCGAUCAUUAGUAGAAACUAACCCAGAUCAUUCUGUUGAAGUUCGAACACAAGUAAUGCAGAACAGUGAUGAUAACUGGGAUGUGAAACAAAAUCGAAGAGGGUGGGCUUGUAUUAGCCAUAGAUCACAUACAACCAUUGCUAAAUAUGCUCAAUACCAAGCUUCCAGUUUUCACGAAUCAAUAAGAGACGAAAAAGAUGGUAUACCAAGCGUUCAUUCAGUUCCUAAUUCAAAUUUAUCCGACUCUGAUUCUAAAGACUCAAUCACUAUGGAAAAAAAACGGAAAAAGAAUAUCAAUUUACCUGGUGUGAAACCUCCUGCUGGUAGUAAAAUGCUCAAGUUUGGAACUAAUGUGGAUUUGUCUGAUGAGAAAAAAUGGCGUCCACAACUUCAAGAACUUACUAAACUACCAGCAUUCGCACGAGUUGUUUCUGCUGCUAAUAUGCUUUCACAUGUUGGACAUUCAAUAUUAGGCAUGAAUACUGUUCAGUUAUACAUGAAAGUUCCUGGUAGCCGAACACCUGGGCAUCAAGAGAAUAACAAUUUUUGCUCGAUUAAUAUUAAUAUUGGCCCUGGUGAUUGUGAAUGGUUUGCUGCACCUGAUGCUUACUGGGGUGUCAUUAAUAACCUUUGUGAAAAGUACGGAUUAAAUUACUUACAUGGGUCUUGGUGGCCACUGGUUGAAGAUUUACUUGCAGCAAAUGUCCCUUUGUAUAGAUUUUUACAAAGACCCGGUGACAUGGUUUGGGUAAAUUCAGGUUGUGUCCAUUGGGUUCAAGCUGUUGGUUGGUGUAAUAAUAUUGCAUGGAAUGUGGGUCCUUUAACGGCUAGACAAUAUCAUCUUGCUAUAGAACGCUAUGAGUGGAAUAAACUGCAAAGUUAUAAAAGUAUUGUACCAAUGAUUCAUUUAAGUUGGAAUUUAGCAAGGAACAUAAAAGUAUCAGAUCCAAGACUUUAUGAUCUUGUUAAAAUGUGCUUAAUGUGUUCUCUUCGGCAAUGUGGUAUAACCUUGGAAUUUAUAAAGGUUAAAAAAAUUCAAACCCGUUUUCAUGGUAGAGGCAAAAAUGAAGCUUCACAUUAUUGUCAUGACUGCGAUGUGGAAGUAUUCAAUAUUCUUUUAAUCCGUGAACAAGAGAAAAAACAUUGCGUUUAUUGUGUUAUUUGUGCAAAGAAACAAUCUCCAAAUUUGGAAGGGUUUGUCUGUCUAGAAGAGUAUAAAAUGUCUGAACUAAUAGAAAUCUAUAACAGUUUUAUAUUACAUUGUCAUACUACACCUGUACUGCCACCUAGUAAUAAUACUGUAGCGCAAUUAACGUAAGUUGCUGCAAUAAAAAAAUGUUUCUCCUUUUAUUAAUAUAUAAUAUGUAUGUAUGUGUAUAUAUAUAUAUAUAUAUAUAUAUAUAUAUAUAUAUAUAUUGUGUAUGUGUGUGUAUAUUUGUGUAUAAAAAAACUUCGAGGAUUUGAAUGUUUAAGUAUUCUACCUAAUUUCUUAAACAAUAUUUUCUACACAACUUUAAUUUUGAAAAAUGUAACAUUUUUAUAAUGUAAAUUAUUAUAAUAAACCUUAUGCAUAUUUUUGGAUUAUUAUCUUAAUUUUAUCGAUAAACUCAAAUUAUUCUCAACUGUAAAAAAUACUUUAACGUUGAAUAUAUUUUUGAACCGUUUAUUAUAUUUAAAAGAUUAAUGUUAAGAUAACAAAUUUUAAUAUCACAGCAUCUUACACAAUAUGUAUAAUGUAUAAAAUGUUUUUUGUCUAACAUGUGAUGUUUAUGUACAAACGUAUAAACCAUUUAAUUGGUUUAUGAAUCAAAUGUCUAUACGUUCUCUUUGUCUGAUAAAUAUUUUAACUUUUUUACAUUUUUAUACACAUUUUAAUCUACAUAUAUUUUUUAAAUUGUAGAUUCUUUAACCUUAAUCACCCCAAAAAAUUGCUUUACAUAAAAUUUGUAGUAACUGCAAUAAUUAGGGAAUUUUAUAGUAAACGGUUCUUGAGUAUCAAAUUGGUUUCAUGAAAAAUUUUUCCAUAUUUAAGUUUAUGGCAGCUCAUUGCACACAUGUGUUCACGUAAAUUGUACAAAAUUUAAAGGACUGUUAAUGCCAUUUAUAGUAAAUGCAUAAUAAUUAAUAACUAUAAGAAACAAGUAGAAAAAUAUUGUAUAUAUAUAUUAUGUAAACUUAAAUUUGGUUGUUAUAUCUACACACCUUUCUAGAAUUUUUCAGAUCUCAGCGUUUUUUUUUUCUACCGUAAUGUUUUAACAUGAUUAACAUGAUAUUUUUAUACUGAAAAAUCAAAUUUUAUUUUAUUUUUAUCUAAAUGUUUUUUUCUCGUGCCUUUAUUCUGAAAAUUAUUUUUUCAAAGUACAAAAUUGUAUGUUUUUUUUUAUUCAUAAUACUAUAUAGUCAUAAGAUUAUGCGGAUACUGAAUUUUGAUUUAUUUUCUUUUUCUUUAUUAGUUAUUUUAUAAACAGUAGUACAAAAUAACGAGCCUUAUAUUUUAAAGCUGGAGUUACAUGGAUAAAUAUGAGGUCCAAUAAAAUUAUAUAUAUACCAUAGUAUUUUUUUAAAAAUAUUAUUUGAUUAAGCUACUGUUUAUAAGUACAUUUUAUUUGAAGACCAUGUUUACUUUACAAUGGGUUUAUAAACCUAUUUAAGUAUUAUGUUAAAGUAAUUUAAAUAAUAUUGCUAUACAUAAUUAUAUUUUGUUUCUUGGUUCUUUAAAUUUAAAUUUAAAUAAUUAUCCAAAUAAAAUUCAAAAAUAAUUUUUAUUAAGUAAAAGGUAUGUUCCAUUUCCUCUUUAUAUAUAAAUAUAUAAUUGUUUUCAAUAUAUUAAUUAUAUUAUUUUCAUCUGGUCAAUUUUUGGGUUCCUUAUUCAAUUAAAAAAAAAAAAAAAAAAUAUUUUGGACAUUAAUUUCAUUUUUUGAAUUAAUUUAUAACUAUUAUUGUGUUAAUUAGUAUAUUUUUUUUUUCAAAUUUAGUCAAAAAUGUGUUUAGUUCAAUUUUGUAGUAAUUUAUUUUUUAGCCACAUUUGAGUAAGACAACUUAUCACUGCCAUAAACUAAGACGAGACUUCUCGUCCUCGUCACCUAGUACUGAUUUUAGCUGUGCGUUUUUUUUUUUUUAUAAACAACAUGUGAAUGUUGUAUUUUAAAUGUGUUCAAUAGUUUUACAUAUUUAAAUCUAUUUUAUUUAUAUUAUGUUAAUACAAAAAUCAUUGACUUCUUUAAAUAAGUAAUAGCUUUUAAUUUUAGUUUGAAUAUAAAUGUAUUGUAUUUUAAAAACAUUUAUUUAGAUUUAAGUUACAGUUUCAAAUUUAUUUUUAGUUAUGAAAACAAACAUUAUUCUUAUUAUAUAUUAUUCUUUAUAAGCUUAGAUAAAUAUUAAAAACCUAACCUGGUGUUAAGUAGCGAAUUAUUGUAAUAUUGAAAUCAUAUAUUCAGCUGUCAAAAGCCGACUUGUAUUCAUUGUAUAAAAUAGUUGAUCUCAUGAUUAUUUUAUUUUUCAAAUGAUAAAAUUAUAUUAUAAAAUAUUGUAAUAAAGCUUUAAACAAUAGAAUAACUUUCGUGUAAA